Molecule: messenger RNA, 1336 nt
Organism: Ctenocephalides felis (cat flea)
Lineage: Eukaryota; Metazoa; Arthropoda; Insecta; Siphonaptera; Pulicidae
Exons: 7
Coding region: 219-1232 (337 amino acids)
Molecular function (GO): protein binding
Source: RefSeq, a predicted model, not a curated record
GUGUUUAAAACUAUAAUAUAUCUUAUCUUUUUAAGCCUUUAGUCACGUAUUGAAUGUAAAUUGCAAAUUUCGCGCUUGCACAACAUUCGUAGUGAUAUGUAAUUCAAGCUUGCUUAAUACUAAACUGUUGCUGGCUUCCAAUAGAAAUAGUGUUUAUAUUAUGUAAAGUCGUAUUUUUUAUUUGAAAAUAAUUUAUUUGGCAUAAUAACAGUUUCAAAAUGUGGACUUUUAUGGUGCUAGCAAAUAUUAUAAGCUUUUUCAUUUCUUCAGUUUUUAGUGCAGCGGUUACAACAAUCAAGCCUGGUGUAGUAGCAGUAGAUAUUGGUAACAAUUUAACACUGCCAUGUCCUGGUGAACAAGGUGUAGUCUCUUGGAUUAGAGACGGUCGUGAACCUCCAGAUCACUCAAAUGUUCAAGAUAAUGGUAGUUUAGGCAUUUGGGACGUUCAGCCUUCUGAUAUUAUAGUAAGAACUCCUCCACCACCUUUAGUAAAUGUAACAACACAUAUGUCUACAGUUUUGGGGCUGGUUUUAUGGAAUGUUAAUGGUUCAGGGGGUUAUCCGAUAAUUGAUUUUACAGCUGAAUAUAAACUGCAUAGUUUUCCAAAUGGUAGUGGUGCUCCUGAAAAUGAAACAUGGAAGAUUAUAAGUCCUGCACAUAUGAGUCCUAAUACGAGACAAAUCGACAUUUAUCAUCUGAUACCAAAUACAACUUAUGCCUUCAGAGUAUGGGCAACAAAUGCUUUAGGGCCUGGUGAAAAAGUUGAAGUUUUAGGAGCAACUUUGUAUUUUGAUGGUGAGGCAGAACUGGCAAGACAUUUGUUAACAGGGGCAGAUCAAUUCGAUACUAGGGUUUGGGUGGCUGCGGUUGCUGUGGUUAUGGGCACUCUGACUGUUCUGACAUUUGGGACAUGUUUGUUACUAUAUAAAGAAUGUCGAGCGCCUAAUGAAGAUGAUAUGUGUCUCCAAGAAACAAUGGAGUUAGUACCAAACAUUAUCUUAAAUCCUGGAUACUGCGAAAUGCGUUCUGAAGCAAAUGCCAAUGAUAUUCGAUACUCUAUCAAUAACUCCAUUAAUGAAGAAAUACUUUCAAAUGGAAGACCUUUCGGAAGCAUCAGAAAGAAGAGGAACUCUCAAAUCAGUAACGGAUAUAUGCCUGUCAAUUCUGAUGAUGAGGACUUUUAUCCGUGCAUGGUCUUUAGUGGAGGCAGUAAUCGGGCAAGGAAAGUUUGAUUUUUGUUUAUUAUUUUUGUGUUGUAUGAUAUGUGUUGUGCACCUCCGAAAAGAAAGUAUAUUGUCAAUGCUUGAAGUGGAAGAUGGAGAUAAAGUAAGCAUAG